Molecule: messenger RNA, 2720 nt
Organism: Branchiostoma belcheri (Belcher's lancelet)
Lineage: Eukaryota; Metazoa; Chordata; Leptocardii; Amphioxiformes; Branchiostomatidae
Product: cAMP-dependent protein kinase catalytic subunit alpha
Exons: 13
Coding region: 291-1391 (366 amino acids)
Biological process (GO): peptidyl-serine phosphorylation
Cellular component (GO): cAMP-dependent protein kinase complex; nucleus
Molecular function (GO): ATP binding; cAMP-dependent protein kinase activity
Source: RefSeq, a predicted model, not a curated record
CUUGUAAACUAACUCCUUGUCGUGGUAAAAGUCACACAGAAUUUAAAACAAAAUUUUACAGGUGUAAGGUGAUUAUCUGGCUCUGAUCUGUUUGGCUUGUUUUUAGGAGUACGAAUAGCGGAGUGAUCCGUGCAGUUUGGUUUUCCUCACGGCUUGUUUGGCUGUCGGCACAUCCCAGUCAGCAGGAAUCGGAGCUGGUAUUUUGUUACUUUCCAUUGAAAAUUUUCGCCGAAAUUAUCCGAAGAUCGCGACGAUCUGAUCCCGGGUCGCUCAACCAGUAGCCUCAGACGAUGGGAAAUGCAGCCGCGGCCAGGAGGGGAGAUCCCGCCGACACUGCCACUGCAUGCCAUGGGGAUGGCUCAUACUCUGACAGUGUGAAAGAGUUUCUUGCAAAAGCCAAAGAAGACUUCACGAAGAAAUGGGAGAGUCCAUCACAGAACACAGCGUCGCUGGAUGAAUUUGACCGUCUGAAGACGCUGGGAACCGGGUCGUUUGGCCGAGUCAUGUUGGUGCAGCAUAAAGCCACGCAAAACUUCUACGCCAUGAAGAUACUUGACAAACAGAAGGUUGUAAAAUUGAAGCAGGUUGAGCACACGCUGAAUGAGAAGCGCAUCCUGCAGGCCAUUAGCUUCCCCUUCCUUGUUAGCUUAGAGUUCCACUUCAAGGACAACUCGAAUCUCUACAUGGUGCUGGAGUAUGUACCGGGUGGAGAGAUGUUCUCCCAUUUACGACGGAUAGGAAGAUUCAGUGAGCAGCACUCCAGGUUCUAUGCAGCCCAGAUCGUGCUGACGUUUGAGUACCUGCAUUCCUUGGACAUCAUCUACAGGGACUUGAAGCCAGAGAACUUACUCAUAGACCAGCUGGGCUACCUCAAGGUGACAGAUUUUGGGUUUGCAAAGCGGGUGAAGGGCAGAACGUGGACACUGUGUGGGACACCUGAGUACCUUGCCCCAGAGAUUAUCCUCAGCAAGGGCUACAACAAGGCAGUAGACUGGUGGGCGCUGGGUGUGCUGGUGUAUGAGAUGGCGGCCGGCUACCCGCCCUUCUUUGCUGACCAGCCCAUCCAGAUCUACGAGAAGAUUGUUUCAGGGAAGGUUCGCUUCCCGUCCCACUUCAGCUCGGACCUGAAGGACCUCCUGCGGAACCUGCUGCAGGUGGACCUGACCAAGCGCUACGGAAACCUGAAGAACGCCGUCAACGACAUCAAGAACCACAAGUGGUUCCAGACCACGGACUGGAUCCUGGUCUACCAGCGGAAGUGCGACGUGGAGGCUCCCUUCAUCCCCAAGUGUAAAGGCCCGGGAGACUCCAGCAACUUCGACGACUACGAGGAGGAACCUCUCCGCAUUUCUGCAACGGAAAAGUGUGCAAAAGAGUUCCACGACUUCUGAUGGGUGUUCACUGAUAGAGAGAGGAGGGGGGGACACAACACAACACACAACGACUGGCCAGAAGGUUCAACACCAACAACAACGACUUGCAGCCAUCUCUUAUACAGUAGUAGUAAAACACUACGCUACGUACGGUAGACUCUACGUAUCGUAGGUCUGCCCACCUUUUCAGUAUUGUUCGAUCGUAAGGAAUUCUUGCCACCAUGUCUGAAGCUGUUAUAAUAACUUACUACCCACGUUUCCUCACUCACAAGGUCCCUUCACGAGUUCACAAAACGUACUACCGGUACCGUUGUCGGGGGAAACGCGUUUGUUGCCAUGGUAACAUGUUUCCUUGGCAACGGGAAGUUAUCACUCAGUUCUAGUGAAAAAAAGUGGAGCUGGCCGUCCCAGUCUAGUGGGGUACCAGAACUUUUUUGUCAGGGAAAUGAAGAAAAAAAACAACUAAUUUUUGGCUGUUUUCUUCGCACUGUUUUCCAAGGCAUUAAGCAAGGAAAGGGUGGAUGUGUUAACCUUCUCCCUGCUGCCUAACCCUGUAUGUAACCAAAACAGAUUUGGUGCCAAAAAGGCCACCGCAGCAGAGGGGAGGUUUAAGUUGAACUCAGCCAGAUUUUGUCUCUGUUACGUCAGUUUUUGAAGUGGUUGUUUCAACUUUGGUUUCUCCAGUUCCGUCUACAAUGAAGUUGAUGCAAUGUUAAGGAGGUAAAAACUUGUUAUCAUAAUCAACUGUUCUUAAAAGACAAAAAAAUUCUACCAGUCUUUUUGUUUUGAAGUUCGCAAGACCAACACGAGUUGUGCAAAGGACAAGUUUCGCUCCAAGUUAUGAGAAAUCAGCCAAUACAGCCACUUUGAAAAGUGACCUAACUACGCUGCACUUUAGUAACAGGAGACCCAAGAAGUGAUUUUGAGGGAUUCUGACAUGCAUGUCCGUCUGCUGGCCAGUGGAACAUUGUUUCUUACCUUGUUAUAAAGCCACACACUGUCUUGUCCACGAUUCAGACCUGUUGCCUACCCAGUCUGUAAGCCUCAUGACAAACCAAAACUUCUGUUUUCUUCUAGUUUCCACUUCUGUUAACCUUUUCCUUGCCAAUGUAGCCUUCUGAUGCCAAGUUUGUGUUGGUGAGAGGGUUAUGCAGCAGGGAGAAGGUUAACUUACAAACUGGUAUUGGUUCACAGCAAAAAAAAACCUUCUGUUUGCCACUGGUUUCCACUUCUGUUAACCUUUUCCCUGCUGAUGUAGCCUUCUGGUGCCAAGUUUGUGUUGGUGAGAGGGUUAGGCAGCAGGAAGAAGGUUAACUCACAAACUUGUAUAUGUUCACAGCAAAAAAA